Molecule: messenger RNA, 2231 nt
Organism: Manis javanica (Malayan pangolin)
Lineage: Eukaryota; Metazoa; Chordata; Mammalia; Pholidota; Manidae
Source: RefSeq, a predicted model, not a curated record
CCUGCAGCUGUUUCCCUGUGGGUCCGGUUGGACUGACUUUUGACAGUCAGCCUUCAGCUGCGGUGGAGGGGGUGCUCGGCUGGGGGCAGCCGAGAAAGUUGCGCCGAGAGAGGCGGAGUUGAGCCGGGACGAGCCGGGCACUCGGAGCAGACGGCGGCGGGCGUCCCGGGUGGACGCGGCACCCAGACUCCCGGCGCGUCCCGGGGGUUCCGAUUUGAAGAACCAACUUCUCACCGUCCAUUGGAUUAUGCCUAAGGCCUUUCUACCCAAUGAUCCUCUUGCAACACGAAGGGCUUCCUCCACCUAAGCGGCCCUCAUCCUCUCCUCCUAUGUCAGUGGCUGCCAGGUCUACAGGAACGCAGCUUCCGCCACAGAAGGCUUUUGGGCAGGAGACUUCCUUGCCUCUGGCAGGGGAAGAAGAAUUACCUAAAGGAGGGGAGCAAGACUCUGCCCUGGAGGAGCUGUGUAAGCCCCUGUACUGCAAACUCUGCAAUGUCACCUUGAACUCAGCACAGCAAGCCCAGGCUCAUUAUCAGAAGUAAAAUUUAGGUAAACUUCUCAAUAAUCAGAAUUUUUACAUAGCACUAUCCUGUCCCCCUAAAAUCUUCCCUUCCAGGUGAAACAGUGCUAUGGAAUAAGCUCCACAUUUUUUUUUACCUUGUUUCUUGUGUCUUUGAUGUCAGAUGGGCUCCUUUAAGCCCGGAGGCCGAGUGAUCCUGGCCACGGAGAAUGACUACUGUAAGCUCUGCGACGCCUCCUUCAGCUCUCCGGCUGUGGCUCAGGCCCACUAUCAAGGGAAGAAUCAUGCCAAGAGGCUGCGGCUGGCAGAAGCUCAGAGUAACUCAUUCUCGGAGUCCUCAGAGGCUGGUCAAAGGCGGACCCGGAAAGAAGGGAAUGAGUAUAAGAUGAUGCCUAAUAGGAGAAAUAUGUAUACAGUACAGAAUAAUUCAGCAGGUCCUUACUUCAAUCCCCGCUCUCGGCAGAGAAUUCCACGUGAUCUGGCCAUGUGCGUUACUCCAAGUGGCCAGUUUUAUUGCUCAAUGUGUAAUGUUGGGGCUGGCGAAGAAGUGGAAUUCCGGCAGCAUUUAGAGAGCAAGCAACACAAAAGCAAGGUGUCUGAGCAGCGGUACAGGAAUGAGAUGGAGAAUCUGGGAUAUGUAUAGUGAUUGUCAUGUGCAGAUAGAGCAGCUUGUCCUGCCUGUUGUUUGCCUUCUGUACAAUGCCCUGCUUUGUGGUCCUUUGAUAUGAGUGCAUUCCUCUGCUUAAUGUUAAUACACGUGCCCUGCAGUGGUAUCAUGGGAUAUCAGAACGGGGGAAGGCAGAGAGCGUACUCCUUAGGUCAUGAUGCUUUUCCAGGUUUGUUGUGUUGGUCUGCAUGUGACCUGCCUACCCCAUGAGAAGGGACUUUUUAUCUUGGCCAAGUUCUGGUCCACUAGUAGUCUGACCACAUAGAGCUUUAGCUAUUUGAAAAAUUCAUCUUCUUUUGCAAUUUUAGUUCUAUGUAAUGUUAAGUGUUUUACUGAGUUCUUACUUCAGAUCACAGUAAAAAAAAACCCAGGUAAGUAGAGACUUCAGUUUCUCAAGGCUUCUUUGGAGCCACCACCGCAGCUCAAUGCCUUGUCACUGGGAUAUACUGUGAUAAACUGCAUUAGGGUCUUUCCUUUGACAUUUUUCCCUUUAUCAUGUCCUCCCAUUAUUGAAGUGCAGGUUUCUUGGAUUCAGAUCCUUCCAACAUGCUUGUGGACCUCUACAUAGUAAAACUUCAUUUCCAGUUGUGGAUUUCACACAUUUAAAUGCCACCUUCUUCCUCUUUUUUUUUCCCCCCAAUUGAAUUACCUUGUCCAAUGAACUCAUUUUCAUGCCCCAGCUAUGCUGUGAGUUUCCAAGCCCCACAUUUGAAUAUCUAGUGAGUUUAAGAUAGAUAGUUCCAGCUGGUUUUAGGAAAAGUAAAGAUGUGUUUGAAUUUCAUUUUAAAGUUACUUCAUUAGUAAUGUCGUACUUAGAUCAUGGUCACAGUUUUAAGUUCAGAUCUCUUGAGAUUUGUUCUGGCAGAUGUUUUAGGUAAAUGGAUUCUUACAUUUUACAAACAUUUUUCCCUGUCUUGCUAGUUUGUUGACUGUCCUGAAAAAUACCACUACUUUACUGUUUCAUAGAUAAAGAGGAGUUUUUAAAAAGCUUAUGAAAUUCCAAUAUCAUUACUUCCAGUAGGAAAAUACAUGAACUUUAGUUUC